AUGAAAAAAGUGUUAACAUUUGCAGACUUAAGUACAUCUAUUUAAUCAGGAAUGAGCAAUCGUUAAACCAACCUGUCUACAUCAAACAUAUAAAUAAGGUCUGCAAGUCUUCGAAAAGCCAUUUCUAGACUUAAACAAGAAAAUAGAAUUUCAAUUAUGGGAAUCAGUUCGAUAUGCAAAACAUAAAUUCCGAAAAACCAAUCUUACUUCCAAAUCAAGUAGGAAUCUAAGCAUAAUCGAAUAUCUAAUCCCUCUUAGGAACCACACUUGAAUAUAAAUUAAUUUGAUCACAAAUAAGAUACCUUAAGAGGUAUCAAUUAACUCUAACAAUAUUGCAAGAGUCAAAAAGCUCUUGAAAUAGCUAUGCAGAAAUACUCUUUAAAGAAGUCCUAUAAAGUGUCCUCCGAUAUGUCAACUGUACCUACGUUGGUUGAUAAAUUAAAUAGAGAUCUUAUAAAUAGCAAAUCCAAAGUAAUUCAGGAAGUAAUGAAGGAAGAACUAAGAAAAAGAAUUCCUAAAAAGUAGAAGGAAAUUAAUUAUGAACUGGAUUCAAUGUUCAAAAAUUAUAAAUCAUUCGCAUAAUUAUGUCUGAGUGAAAAUGCUAGCAUUCAAAACAAGAAGGUUUAUAAUGGAUAUUUGAAAGUAUAUAAUUCUGGAAAGAAUGAUAGAAUAUUCUUAGAUAAGAUUGAGGAAAGAAAGAAGAGUCUAAGUGACGAAUCUGAAGAAUAUGGAGCAUUUCUUGGUGAAACAGAUGAAGCUACUAUUCAAAGGGACGUAUAUAAUAAUAAUAUUCGAAAUCCUUUUCUGGAUGAUAAAGUUACUGUUAUCACAAUGAAGAAGGAUGGAUUUUUGAAAAGAAGAGUGACAUAAUCUUGA
Molecule: messenger RNA, 876 nt
Organism: Paramecium tetraurelia
Lineage: Eukaryota; Ciliophora; Oligohymenophorea; Peniculida; Parameciidae
Exons: 2
Source: RefSeq, a predicted model, not a curated record